AUGUUUUGUACAAGCAGCAGAAUAUUACCACUUAAAUACACAUCGGGCUCUAUUUUGAGCAUAAUACCACGCUCGGGACCCCAAGCAGUACGCUCAGUGAGAUUUUCAUCAUCAAAUUCACAUCCAGAUGAGAAAGUCAAGGUUGUGGCAGCUGCAAGAACAUCGGAGACUCGUACAUCAGGUACAAAUUGCAGUAGUGACUCAAAAGCUGCCUCUAAGAAGCAAAAAAAGCGUGAAUCUGUGAAACAUCACAAAAUCAGAAAGCAGGCCAGCCUAGAGUUCUCUCCUGCUACAGACUCGCAAUCAUUAAGCAUGGAUAUGGGCUCCAAAAGCAGGGUUAGUUCAUUUCCACGCGUUCCAAACACUUCCAACAUCGAUAAAGAGGACCUCUGCUUGGAUAUUCUAUUCAGUGGAUACAGACCACUUCGCCUGCCUUUAAUCCGCUCAAAAGCAGGUAUGACAGCUCAGGAUUAUCAAAACCAGGGGGAGUCAGAGUUUCCGCUAAUGCAUCAAACCGGAGCACGUUUUUGGGCCGAUAAUAAAACUGAUAACUUGCCCGGAUCGCUUUUGAAGAAGAGAAAGCAGUCGUCCACGAUCAAAGAUGACAUGGAAAAGUACAGGGAGGUGAGCAAGAAGCAACUGAAGGAGGAAAAAUACUACCAGGACGGAAUCAGGAGAAGAAGAACGCCAAUUUUUACUGUUUUCACGAAUUCUGCCUUAGAUACCCAGCAACAUAACCUUGAGCUCUUCAAUCUGCCCCUGAAAGUGGUGGAGGACCUAAGGCCAUUCGAACCCACAAAUCAGCCAGGCCACGAAUUGUACAGAGACGAUAUAAUCUAUGUUAGAAAGUAUGAAGCUGAGGAAAGAGAAUCACAAAGACGUGAAAAGCUGAGACGGAAAUACGAGAGGGAUCUCAAGUUGGCCAAGAAAGGGAAAAAGCGCAUAGUGAUUGAGGAUCCUGAAAUAUUCUUUGGUUACAAGUGA
Brettanomyces bruxellensis is the source of this 984-nucleotide messenger RNA. RefSeq lists its product as uncharacterized. Lineage: Eukaryota; Fungi; Ascomycota; Pichiomycetes; Pichiales; Pichiaceae. The transcript has a single exon. The coding region runs from base 1 to 984 and encodes 327 amino acids. Gene Ontology annotation, cellular component: mitochondrion. The record is from RefSeq and is a predicted model, not a curated record.